GUCAAAGCUCGUAACUAACAUUAGGAGAUCAUGAACGAACGUCAUUGUUUCGCUGUCAAGUACCGAGACGGAGGGAUUUACGACAACGGCCAUCCGGCGUCGACGGCGUAACGUGCCUACGCGAAUGCCGUCAGUGGUUGCGCAGCGCCCACAGUGUCUGAACCUUCUUCGAUUAACGCGACGUGAAGCGGUCUGUCCCGAAGAUGUGCCCCCUUCGACCAGACUGCAAGCUGCGACGCCACACCGACGGCUUCCAGCAGCGGACAGGGCCCACAGUCCAGAUCUCGCUCCCGUUUGUCGCCAUCCCUAACGGCGAUUUACAGGUCCUCCUGCUCCUUGCGUCCGGGUUUGGCCCGAAGGAUUGUCCUCUUGCUUGAGGCGGCGCGCAUUGUGCCGCUGAGGCCCAUGCGUUGCAACGGAUUCGGAGAGAUUCAUCUAUAUUCGCAGAAACGUUACCCUUGACUUCCCCGAACAUCUGCUAUACGCUGUACGAGACCCCACCUAGGAAGGGUGAUGAGAGCGGGCAUGUGUGGAGAUAUGAAAGGGUGCAUUAGGGGACAAGCUACGGUUGCGCGCAGGACUCAUGGCCGUAUAAUGAGAGGUCGGUCCAAGCACAGUGCAUCACGACAAAUACCGGUGAUGAAACGUCCGAGGUAGUAGUAGACUUGAGGCCAAAAACAGAGGGAGCGUGCGAUCGGGUUCAUUCCGGGACGCGGCCCGCUUGUUAGCGCCUGGCAGGGACACCGUCUCCCCCCGACGCCCGUCGUCCAAAACUGCAACGUCGCCUCGCUCCAUAUCGCUCGCUCUUGAAUCUGCUGUAAGUACCCAAAUCUGGACCUCGCCCUCCACCACCGCUGUCAGUAUCUCGCUCUGGAGCAUGCAGCCCCUUCCGUGCAAGCUCUCCCAACGCCUGACAGCCGAGCGCAUUGUGUGCCCGACGUCUGCGUCCGGCCUCCGCAGCGGGCGCACGCUGGGGAAGGGCGGUGAUCGUCGGUAGGGCGUAGGAUGCAGCCGUGGGGGGAAGCAUGGGGGCAGAUGGGCUACGUAGACGUGAACCGCGUGAGGUUCGGACGCGGGGCAGCGGCG
Dichomitus squalens LYAD-421 SS1 is the source of this 1086-nucleotide messenger RNA. RefSeq lists its product as uncharacterized. NCBI's taxonomy places the organism in Eukaryota, Fungi, Basidiomycota, Agaricomycetes, Polyporales, Polyporaceae. The record is from RefSeq and is a predicted model, not a curated record. Bases 204 to 377 code for a protein of 57 amino acids. The transcript is spliced from 5 exons.